CACAACAAAUUCACUGCAACAACAAACUAGUACCCAUUGUUUUGAUUAUUAGCCUUUUAAGACUUUUAGAAGAGCUUAUUUUCCACACACAAAACACACGGAUUCAGCAGUCAAAGUCACACACACAAGAUAAGGCCAACAUGACUGCACAAGACAAACCCUCUACCGUCACAUCCCAUCACCACCACUCUCCUGCUCAGUCACCACCACCACCCCCCUCCAACGCCGCCGUCACAUCCCACCACCACCACUCUUCACCGCCACCGCCCCCUCAUUCCGCAGCGCCACCUCAGCCCUACCCUGCUGCUCAGUACGGCACCUUCCAAGGCGUCUCCAACUACCCUCCGCCUCCGCGGGAUCCUCACCCAGCCAUCGGGUUUCCCCACCCUGUUCCGCCGCCUGGCGCCGCUGACCACUCGGCUCCUCAUCCUCCUUAUUACCCUCAUGGCUACCAAGCAGUUCCUGGUUAUGCAGUUGCUGAAGGAAGACCUGUACGAGAAACCCGCCUUGGUUGCUGUGGUCUUGGUUGCGGCUGGUGCCUGUUUAUAUUAGGCUUCUUGCUUGCUGGUAUUCCGUGGUAUGUCGGAGCAAUAAUUAUGCUCUGUUCCAGAGUAGACCAUCGGGAGAAACCUGGAUAUGUUGCGUGUAUAAUUGCUGCUGUUCUGGCGACAAUUGCUAUUAUUCUUGGCGUGACAAAGGGUGCAGAUGACUGGGACUGGUAAUCUUUUAAGUAUAUGAGUUGUACAGGUUGCUAUAUAUGAGUGUAUUUAUAAGUGAAUCAGUUGUUGAAGUAUUGUUUUACAGUUUUACUUAUGACGUAUUCAUUGAAAACAGCCACCUUAAGCAAUUUGUAUUUGUUUAUUUGUUACACGGUUGCCUGCUUCUUGGCCAAGACGAUAUGAUGAGGCAAUACUUUGUGCUUUAUCUUUGUAUGAAUAUUAAUUUCUAGAUUAUUGUGAUUUAAAUAGUCAUAA
Messenger RNA from Arachis duranensis, 974 nucleotides. RefSeq names its product 60S ribosomal protein L18a-like protein. The coding region runs from base 141 to 722 and encodes 193 amino acids. The record is from RefSeq and is a predicted model, not a curated record. The transcript has 4 exons. NCBI's taxonomy places the organism in Eukaryota, Viridiplantae, Streptophyta, Magnoliopsida, Fabales, Fabaceae.